Molecule: messenger RNA, 2043 nt
Organism: Balaenoptera acutorostrata (minke whale)
Lineage: Eukaryota; Metazoa; Chordata; Mammalia; Artiodactyla; Balaenopteridae
Gene: ELAVL3
Product: ELAV like RNA binding protein 3
Exons: 7
Coding region: 377-1480 (367 amino acids)
Cellular component (GO): ribonucleoprotein complex
Molecular function (GO): RNA binding
Source: RefSeq, a predicted model, not a curated record
CUGAACACCGGGGACCAGACGGGCCGGGCCGAGGGGCGGCGGCGAAAGGCAGAGCGCAGCGAUCUCUGUCGGGAAGCGCAACCUCCUCGGGCCCCGCGGGGCCGCGCAGGGGGCGUUCUCAAUCCCGCGCCCGCUCCCUCUUUCCAUCCCCUGCCGCCCGCAGGCCACCCCGGGGCCCGGUUAUCCGCGCGCGCGUACCCGGGCUCGGGCCCGUCCCCGGCCCUCGAGGGAGUCGCUGCCCUCACCGAGACCUCUGCAGCGGCCGCACCAGAGGCCGCCCGGGCAGGACCCCGGCGUGAGCAUCGAGCGCCCCCCAAGGAGUGCACGACCCCCGGAGCCACCCUCAACACGGACCGCGCCCGCCGGGCACACAAGAAUGGUCACUCAGAUACUCGGGGCCAUGGAGUCUCAGGUGGCGGGGGGCCCGGCUGGCCCGGCCCUGCCCAACGGGCCACUCCUUGGUACAAACGGAGCCAGUGAUGACAGCAAGACCAACCUCAUCGUCAACUACCUGCCCCAGAACAUGACCCAGGAUGAGUUCAAGAGUCUCUUCGGCAGCAUUGGUGACAUUGAGUCCUGCAAGUUGGUUCGGGACAAGAUCACAGGGCAGAGCCUCGGCUACGGGUUUGUGAACUACUCUGACCCCAACGAUGCAGACAAAGCCAUCAACACCCUCAACGGCCUCAAACUGCAGACGAAGACCAUCAAGGUGUCCUAUGCCAGGCCCAGCUCCGCCUCCAUCCGGGAUGCGAACCUGUACGUCAGCGGGCUCCCCAAGACCAUGAGCCAGAAAGAGAUGGAGCAGCUCUUCUCCCAGUACGGCCGCAUCAUCACUUCUCGCAUCCUGGUGGACCAGGUCACAGGUGUCUCUCGGGGUGUGGGAUUCAUCCGCUUUGACAAGAGGAUCGAGGCCGAGGAGGCUAUCAAAGGACUGAACGGGCAGAAGCCACUGGGUGCGGCCGAGCCCAUCACGGUCAAGUUUGCCAACAACCCGAGUCAGAAGACCGGGCAGGCCCUGCUCACUCACCUCUACCAGUCCUCCGCCAGGCGCUACGCAGGCCCACUGCACCAUCAGACACAGCGCUUCCGGCUGGACAAUUUGCUCAACAUGGCCUACGGAGUCAAGAGUCCCCUGUCGCUCAUCGCCAGGUUCUCACCCAUCGCCAUCGACGGCAUGAGCGGCCUCGCGGGCGUGGGCCUGUCGGGGGGCGCGGCGGGCGCUGGCUGGUGCAUCUUCGUGUACAACCUGUCUCCGGAGGCGGAUGAGAGUGUGCUGUGGCAGCUGUUCGGGCCCUUCGGGGCAGUCACCAAUGUCAAGGUCAUCCGCGACUUUACCACCAACAAGUGCAAGGGCUUUGGCUUCGUCACCAUGACCAACUAUGACGAGGCGGCCAUGGCCAUCGCCAGCCUCAACGGCUACCGCCUGGGCGAGCGCGUGCUGCAGGUGUCCUUCAAGACCAGCAAACAGCACAAGGCCUGAGCCACCGCCGCCCUCCCCACCCUUCCCGGGCAGCAGAGACAGAGAGAGAGAGAGAGAGAUUGAGAGAGAGAGAGAGAGAGAGACAGGGGCCCGAGAGAGACAGCGCAGGCAGACCACGGACGGCACGAGGGCCCCGUGUCCCUGCAGAAGCCACAGGGUGAGCACUCGGUGGGAGGGUCUGCAGGGAAUGGGAGGGCUCCUGGGGGUCCCCCACCCCGUCCUCCUGCCCCUCCCCCCCAGGCUGGGCUGUUCACUCUCUCGUCUUGGUUUUGUUCAUGGUGAAGGUUUUUGUUUCCUUUUUCGGCUAAAGUGAAAGCAGAGAUGUGCCCCUAGCCCACCCUCAACCACCCUCCGUGGAUGGCUUGGGGAAGGGGUGCUGGGGGUGCCCUCCCAGGCCCCCUGGCCCAGGCCUCCCCAACACCUAGGUGAGCCUGAGAGGGGGCAGCAGGUUUAAAAAUCCCCAAAAAAGCGAAACGUGAGAGGGGUGUGGGCAUCCCUGGCCCAGAGCCCCUUGGAGGAAUGUGAGGAGCAGGGGGAGGGGCUGGAAACAGAAACACAAUGAA